AUGACUAAAUCUCAUCUUAAUAUGGCAUAUAGAAGAGUAAAUGGGCCUGGACAGUCUCUCACGUCUAAACUCUCUCACAAUGACUGUGGAAUCCAUCAGCCACGUAGAACUGCUGGAACACAUAAUAUAUGCAUGGUGUCUGAUUUUUUUUAUCCAAAUAUGGGAGGAGUGGAAAGCCACAUUUACCAGCUAUCUCAGUGUCUUAUUGAAAGAGGACACAAAGUCAUAAUUGUCACCCAUGCUUAUGGAAAUAGAAAAGGUAUCCGAUACCUUACCAGUGGCCUCAAAGUAUAUUAUUUACCACUAAAAGUCAUGUACAAUCAGUCUACAGCAACAACCCUCUUUCACAGUCUGCCUCUGCUCAGGUACAUAUUUGUUCGGGAGAGAGUCACCAUAAUCCAUUCACAUAGCUCUUUUUCUGCCAUGGCCCAUGAUGCACUCUUCCACGCCAAGACAAUGGGCCUACAGACAGUCUUCACAGACCAUUCUCUUUUUGGAUUUGCUGAUGUCAGCUCCGUGCUUACAAACAAACUUCUAACUGUAUCGCUUUGUGAUACAAAUCAUAUCAUUUGUGUCUCUUACACUAGCAAGGAAAACACUGUUCUAAGAGCAGCACUGAAUCCUGAGAUAGUAUCCGUCAUCCCCAAUGCUGUAGAUCCUACUGACUUCACUCCAGACCCAUUUAGAAGGGAUGAUAGUGUAAUAACUAUUGUUGUUAUCAGCAGGCUUGUUUACAGAAAAGGGAUUGAUUUGCUUAGUGGAAUAAUACCUGAACUCUGUCAGAAAUAUCCAGAUUUAAAUUUCAUAGUUGGAGGAGAAGGGCCAAAAAGAAUCAUUUUGGAAGAAGUACGGGAAAGAUACCAACUACAUGACAGGGUGCGUCUUUUGGGAGCCUUGGAACACCAAGAUGUUAGAGAUGUCUUGGUUCAGGGACAUAUCUUUCUAAAUACUUCUCUUACUGAGGCUUUCUGCAUGGCAAUUGUGGAAGCUGCAAGUUGUGGUUUACAGGUUGUAAGUACCAGGGUUGGUGGAAUUCCUGAAGUAUUGCCUGAUAAUCUUAUCAUUUUAUGUGAACCAUCAGUAAAAUCUUUGUGUGAUGGCUUAGAAAGAGCUAUUUCACAGCAGAAGUCAGGAACAUUGCUAGAUCCAGAAAAAAUCCAUAACAAAGUAAAGACAUUCUAUACCUGGAGGGAUGUUGCAGAGAGAACUGAAAAGGUGUACGACAGAGUGUCUAGGGAAGUCGUUUUACCAAUGGACAAGCGGCUGAACAGGCUGAUCUCUCACUGUGGCCCAGUGACUGGCUGCACCUUUGCUUUUUUGGCCGUGUUAAACUUCCUCUUCCUCAUUUUCCUGAGGUGGCUAACUCCUGAUUCUGUCAUUGAUAUUGCAGUUGAUGCCACAGGUCCAAAUGGGGCCUGGACCCAGCAGUAUUCUUAUAGUAAAAAGGGGGAAGAAAAUAAAGAGAUUUCAGAAUCAAGGUAG
This is a messenger RNA of Gracilinanus agilis (Agile Gracile Mouse Opossum), 1482 nucleotides long. It is a transcript of the gene PIGA, whose product is annotated as phosphatidylinositol glycan anchor biosynthesis class A. The record is from RefSeq and is a predicted model, not a curated record. Gene Ontology annotation, cellular component: glycosylphosphatidylinositol-N-acetylglucosaminyltransferase (GPI-GnT) complex. The coding region runs from base 1 to 1482 and encodes 493 amino acids. The transcript is spliced from 5 exons. Gene Ontology annotation, molecular function: phosphatidylinositol N-acetylglucosaminyltransferase activity. Lineage: Eukaryota; Metazoa; Chordata; Mammalia; Didelphimorphia; Didelphidae. Gene Ontology annotation, biological process: GPI anchor biosynthetic process.